Messenger RNA from Pocillopora meandrina, 22629 nucleotides. Lineage: Eukaryota; Metazoa; Cnidaria; Anthozoa; Scleractinia; Pocilloporidae. The record is from the annotation of a GenBank genome assembly.
AGGUCUAAACAAGCGUGUUCAAUGCGUUCCAAAGCUGAGGUGUUACAAGUUUCUUUUGAGGUAACUGAUAUAAAGUGGUUGAACCAAAAGCUACGUAAGUAACAUCUCACAUCCUCAUCUCCUAUCUUGUCUUGAAGUUGUGUCUUUACAUUCUUUACUCAGUAGCUUGUGGCAUGUGUGAUUGGAGACAAUUUAAGAGCUGGCGGGCGAAAAAAGGCAGAAUUUUGGGUGGUGAAAUGCCUUUGCUUGAUGCUUGAGCUAGGCUUCUCUCGAUAAUGGCCUAGUGUUUUACGCCCGUUAUUUUUCACGCCUCCCCUGCCCGAGAGCUACGAUCUAGCUUACGACUUUGUUACAUGAAUGUACGCCUGUUAUCAACGUCCAGGAUAGAUAUUGAAUUGGAUCUCUUUACCUUUGGAGCUUACGCAUUAGGUAAAGAUACAAAUCUGACAAAAUUAUCGAUUACGUAAAGAGGGCUCGAACUGCUAGUGAGGUUUAAUAUCGAGGUUCUUUUUGUUGGAGCGAUUCGAUUCAGAGUUUCCCUUUCUCAAAUGGCGCGAUAACACGCAAGGUCGCGUGAACAUUGUUAGUAUGCAUAGAAGUGUUUUGGUUUCAAAUGAAUUUUGACCUCGCUUGCUUUUUCGUGAGAUAUCGCUUUCUCUGAGUAAAUAGAUGAUAAACACCUUGAUUACUUUGACAAAUCAGAACGUUUACUCAGUCCAGUUAAGUGUUCAUGUCUUGUCUACUUUUUGAGCAAAUACCUCGGAAUCAUUGUAUUUAAGGAAAAAAUGUGGUUUUAAUUAGGGAAAUUUAAUUUCUAUUGUUAGUAGUUUAUAGGAAAUAGAUAUCCCGAUGUUUUGAAAUAAUUCUCUUAGCCUUUAUACUCGGUAAACCUCAACGAAAAACUGAAAAGUAGAGUUGUAAACUGAAGCAAUUUUGCUGAUGUACGCCUGUGUUGUGUUCAAAUUCUACGAUGUCUAGAAUUUAUGCAAACGUGCACAACACUGUUUAAGGGUUUUGAUUAAAAAUAGCAAGCAGUACCAAUAAUAGGUAUGAUAAUUGAAAAUAACCAAAUUAGAUGAAUCGGAUUUGCCAUAGGCGUAGAACAAGCAAACAUAAUUUUUUUUCCUGGUUUGAACUUGAUUAAAAUUUACCGGAAAAAUGUUCUGUGCAUGUUGAUGAUAAACAUGAACAUGCAAUGUGAGGUUCAGGAAAAUAGCUAAGCUUGAACAGGAACCGUAAAAUUAUUUUGCGAGUUAGGAACUGAGAAUUAAAAUUAAAAUGAACAAUGAGAUAAUUCCCUGAAAUAAUUUAAAAUGAUUGAUUAAAUAAUCCUCUGAACGAGUGAACUAAAUAAGUAUUAACUUUUGCUUGCGUGGAAAAUUUGAAGGCUACAACGUGGAUGUGAUGAGAAGGCGGGAGGCUACCGAAUAAAGUACAAAUUUAAUCAGGAAAUUCGUGUUUGAUGAGUAGUUGGAGAAAUGGAUGAUCAAUCACGAUAAAAAAUAUUGUGUUUCUUUCUUCAUGAAACGAGCUUAAACAACUUAGAUAUGGAAGAUGUUUGUCAUUUACGGUGUAGAUACGGCGCAAACCCUCUUUCCAGAGAAUAAGUCAAUAUUCAAAAGGGUGCCAAGUUUUUGACAUUUCCGUUUCAAACCGCAGACACUAGUGGAUUGAUUCUAUUGUAUUAACUUAGACUGUUAGGGUGUCCUCCUGAUUUCUCGAUGUCUUGAAAUUCCUUCAAACAAUGGAAUGCAUCAGUAAAAGAAAUAGAAGCAGUGCCUCUUUGUCCCUCCGUAUCCGUUCAAUAGAUUUUUAAAGGAUGGUGUAUGUCUACCGUUGGAGUAUAAUACGCACCAGCACGCCUAUCCUGGCUAUGUGAAAUGAUUUUACAAAAUAGUAGAGGGUAGAUCGUAAGUCAGUUACUUGCUGCACAUCAGAAAAAUUUGAUUGGGGUUGCCAAACGGUAACCGUGACAAAUACGCGCGGAGCCGCGCGAACGACUUGUCUAGCGUGUCUAUUUCCUCGCGCUUUACGAUCACUUCAAGAAACGGUGUUAAUACUUGCAAAUUUCUAAGCUAACAGAGAUGUGAGAUAUACGAAGAUGAACUUAUUCUAGAGAGCGGCUGGAGUUUCUAUGUUACUUUUAAAAUGAAAUUAAUUACGAUUUGGAGUCCCUUGUUUUUGUCACAAAGAAUUCGUUUUCAACGAAAAGGUUCACCACAUUCUUCUGUCAUUAGCUGUAAUUACAAAAAAAAUAUGCCUUUCUCAUCGAUGAAAUUUAACCCAACGGAAUUAUAAUGAAUUCUGAGUUACCUACAUCAAAUAUUAUCAUAAUUAUAAAGUUUGCGUGUCUUUUCGUUUGUUUGAUCAAUGUAACAUUCAUCUUGUAUCCUUUACUUAUUUUUUGUCAUUUUUCCCUUUUUUUUGUUUUGGCUUUUUUUUUCUUUUUUUUUUUUUUUUUUUCUUGGGGCGGGAGGGGGCGGUUGUUGUAUCUAUCAUGACUGUUACAGACUGGCGGUAUUGCCUCUGAUACGCCUCGUGGGUUGAGGUCGGUGAAGCUGAGAUUACCAUGACUGAGCCUGAAAACAGUUAGUUAGACUGAAAACAGAAGAGUUUUUGCACAGUUAGACAACGAGAAAUCUCUCUCCUUUUCGGUGAAAUCUGUCUUGCGAGUAAAGAAAAACAUCAGUUCAAUAAAAAUUGACGCUAGUACGCCGUCCUAGUAUUCUUGGUAUUGCUCAUGGCUUAUGGCACAUUGCUUGAACUUUCGUUAAAUAUGAUCCUUUCAUGAUUAAGUGCUUGCUAUGUACGCUAAUUUAAGAAAUCCAAGCUCUGAUUAUGCCUUUAGGCCCCAACUCGUAGUUAGUAAGUGCGCUAUAAUUGUUCAAUUUACGGGCCGUAAUUUAUUGUACGGCCCGCUUAAUUCAAAAUUUUGUUCGAAUUGAAAUCUCCCCUCUCUAUUUGAACCGUAGAGAUAUAAUAAAGAUCUCAUUAACCUCGAGCUCGUUUUCUUAGCCGGUCCGCUCUGUAGUUACGAAACCUCGGUUUCUCCGCUCGAAUUUACAACUCGCGUGCUACGCGCUUGAGAGAUAAAUCUGAGCUGAAACAACUCGACCGUAACUUGCAGUCCAGACCACAAAAAACAAAGUUAGUGCGAGGUAUGUAAUGUUCGCUUGAUGUAUAUCGUGUUACGUGGUUUAACCAGACGCCAAAACGUCUAUCACCAAGCUCUUCAAGCUGGUUGCUCUAAGCGUCUAGCUUAUACGCUUGCUUGAUUUGCGUGGAACUACGCCAGUUCGUGUCUUUACAUUACAGUUGAAUAGCAGUUCGUGAAAGGUGAAUUACGUUGUGAGACAGCUUUCAUAAAUUGUAUCCUAUCUAUUUAUUAAUAAUCGUAUCUGUUUACCGCAGGUUGAGUACGGAGGAGAACUGAGUGUCGAUCAUAUCUAGCGGUAGGUACAGUAGCUGUGGUUUAGCCUAUUAAAGCGCUGAUGACCUACAUCCUCGAAAAUCUUUUCAUUGCGGACGCUUUUCAGAACAAACGGAAACGGAGAGAGUGGUUGACGAAUAUAACAGAUGUUCUGUCGGUUGUUGGCAAUACUUGGUGAUUACAUUGGAAUGUGUACUCAAAGUUGGUAAGGGUGGCAAAUGUAAGUUUGCACCCUUAAAUGAUACCUACAAGUUGAAUUGGUUUCUCUGGGAUAAAUGUAUUGUAGAAUGAAGUAGUUAUACACUUAUUUGAAUAAGAGACAGAGAAACUUAAUCAAAAAGAUAUUCUCUCGGCCGGUCAUCCUUGACUGAGUAAACAAAAGCGAGUAAACCGCCGUAAAAUGGCCAUAGAGAGCAGGAGGGGAUGUCGUUAAGGAGAUGUUCCUCUGAAAAUAACAUGAUUUUCGAUUCUGUCUCUUUCGUCUUUGAAAAAGAGAGCACAACUUUGCCAUUUAGUGUUUUAUCAAUCUAAUCGCCGCCAAGAGGUAUCUAAUAAUAAAGGUCACAGUAUGCCCUCCUCUAAAUAGUUAGCUUAACUUUAAAACCUUCGCCAUAAACCAUUUCGUAACAAUGACUCACCCUCUUUUACUUUCUCCUUCCCCCCCCCACCACCUUUCUUCCCGUAACUAUAAACAAACUGUUACUUCUGACGUAAGCAGAAUUCCGUGCAAACAGUUGUCUAGGCUUUACCAACUCAUUCUAUCAUAUAAUCAGCUUUGGCCUUAAGCCUGGUAGGAAAAAUCGAUUUAGCUUUUGAAAUAAAACCUUUUCAUAGCCUUGUUCGAUGCGAAAAUGCCGACUUUCGUCCAAAUUUUUUGUUACCAUUCCAACAAAAGAAACCCAACCAAGAUCAAUAUUUUGGCGGACGCAAAGGGAAUACAUCUCGUGAUUCUGACAUGGACAUGCUGUGAUAUGACCUUGAAGCCCGUUAUCAACUAUGGUCGCUGCGAAAAUGUUUAAUCGCUAAUUUUUCAGAAAUCGAGGGAUGGUUCUUCUCAGAGCAUUUUAUUUCCUUAGUUUGUAACAUUUUGCAGCGUUCGGUAAACUCGUUUGCAAGACUUCUAACCUCUUUCCCUCCACCCAUUCACGAAGUAUUGGCGGAGUAAACAAGUAAAUUGGUUCAACCUCGUUUUGUGAUCGUUGAUAAGAGCUUUCACCUCUCCAUAGGGUCAAAAAAAAAAAUCGAGCACCAACUACUGGCAAACGGUUGACAAUUCAUUUCAUACUUUGAUAACUAACCCCCGAAACAUCUUUCCAAAGGGGGCUGCUUUGUUUUCUUAUCGAUAAAUUAUUGUAGACUUUCAAAAUAUUCGUUGUUGUUUGUUGAGACGUGAAAAUAUUUCUUUGACGAAACCUGACCUGUUGGCGUCAAAAUUGUAUCAGAUCAUGUCGUGAAGGUCAACCCAGUCGAAAAUUUUGUGAUGAAUGUAAUUGAAACUUUAACGACGGGUCUAUCCAAAAUAUUUAGGCUCCAUUAGUUGGAAGGACAAACGUAUAAAAGUUGAGAUAAUUGAUAAACUGUUAGUUCCAAUUCAACUUGUUUAUGAGGCAGAAAGUGUUGAAAUGUUGGUUUCUAUGGCGGGCAGUGUCUAAAUAAAUACCAUGGUCGAAAGUAAGAUGUUUUUGUAUCUAAUCUAGUAUUCGUUUAGUCUUUUCUUGUCGAAAUGACUGCCAGCAUCAAUUUUAAAGGGAAAACACGAAAGGAAUUUGUGGUGGAAAUAUAUGUGAGAUGUUUAUCAUCUACAGAUACGAAAACAAAUGGUUUCGAGCUGAUUUUAGUUGUUAAAAAUCGGUGAGGAAUUUUAUGGUAAACUUAACCGACAAAAACAAUCAAAUAGUCCAAAUAGUUUCCUAUCGAGUUGCCUUUCAUGUAUCUGUCGAGCUCUUCAAUGUCGCUGGUUCUCCUCACUUGCGCAAAGACGGCUGGCCAUCGAGGAGGCCUACCAAUAGCUCAAUGGCUGAAUUCUAAAUGUGACUUCAGAGUACAAAGGUUUGAAAAAAACGGUCGAAGGCUUUUCGCAGCGGUUCAAAAUGACUUCGUCAUUUUUAAACAACAAUUUCUUGAUGGAUUGCUUUUACCAACCACACUUUUAAAAUUGUUUUCCUUAAAAAUAGUACAAAAAUUUCCAUUUAUGAAAACAUUGUUUAUCACAUUGUGCCCAUUCUUUUGCAGAUUAUUUUAUGAUUAUUUUAUGCUGAGACAUGUUGAAGGGAGCGAGAGUAGUGUUCUCGCAGCUUUUACUGUGUGGCUUUCUAUGCGAAGGUGAGCAUAACACAAAAAUUCAUUUUUUGAAUACAGCUGUAUUAAGAAAGAUUUUUUUCCGCAGAAGACAAUAUCAGUUAAGCGUCGAUUCUCUAUCGUCAAACGGUGAAAAACGUUACCAUUAACCGUCCAAUAUGAAAAAUCCAAUUUUUGCUGAUGAUUUGAUUAUACUUACUUAAUAAUAACGAUGCAAGUGAUGAUCAAUGACAAUAAUGAAACGAUGACUUCAAGAGAAAAAAACACUAAUCCAUGUAGCCGUAGCAAGAUUGAUUUUAGUGAGGAUUUCGAAAGAGAAUUAUCGUACUAAAUGAUUUUCCAUUUUGUUCAAUUUUCUAUGCGCAAUCUGCAUAUUCGCAUUGGACAAGUUUUGAAGUAUCGAAUACUAACUUUUUUGGCUGAUAUUUUUCUUUGUCUAAUAAAGUUACAACUUGUUAUAUUACAGUUCACACGUUGUUUAACAGAGUCCUCUCAGUGAUAAAGAAAGAUGCUCGUUUAUUGUUGCUUUUUCUUUUUUUCUCUUUUUGCUUUUUAAGUUUAGGUGCGGGGGACACAUUUCACAUUUUGGUGUCCUUGUUUAGUUGUGGCUUAUCUUUCUCUCUAGGUUCUAAAGAUCCUGACUGCAGACAGUACAAAACAUGUACAGAAUGCAUCUUGGGUAGUCCAGAGUGCAGUUGGUGUGAAGACCGCGUAAGCUCGAUAGUUUUAUUCCGUGGAAAGUCUUUAUAAAAUGUAAUCCGUUUUCAUUCUUAGCAAGUUUGGCAAUAUUCUCCUUCUUGGUACGGCACAACUUUUAAUACAGCUGUUUUUUUUCUUAACCAAACCUGUUAUCUUUGUUGGAGUCUAUUUUCUAUCAGACCCUUUGGGUCAACAUUAGAUUUAAAUGCAUGCAAGGCAUGUUCAAUGUUUUGCCAGUUAGCUUGCCUUGAAAUAACACCAAGUACUGCGGGCUCAUAGGUAGUUCAAAAUGACUGAUUAUGAGAGUAAUUGGGAUUUUUUUUCAAAUGCCACACAGAGCCCUACUACUUCGAACAUCCCUACCUGGAGAUAAAAGAGGAGAAAAUUGCCUUAAUCUAAGACUUUAUCCAUAAUUAACAAUUCUUCACCCGUGGAGACCAAUAGUACUUGCUAUUCACCUCUGAAAUAGCCAAUCAGCGCGCGCUAAAAGCCCUCUUGACUUUUGUGGUAUACACUAAUGGUGGAUAUUCCACUUGUUUUUAGAAAAUGAUUUUCAAAAAUUUCCUGAAGCAAUGUUUCUUGUUCUGGUUGCUCUUAUGUUUUUUUCUGCUUUUCUUUCCUUUCAAUAUAAAUAUAGGAUUAUCACUAUUUAGAUCAACCGAGAAGGAGAUGCGACCUUCAUAGCAACCAUCAACAGAAUAAAUGCCGAAAGAUCUCUAAUCCAGGAUCAGGAUCUACAGUUCAUUCGGUAAGCUAGGUACAGGGAUGAAUAUGUAUCUAUAGAUAAAGGUUCGACUCGUCGAACCUUUGUCAGUAGGUCACUACAUUUAUGAAUCAUCUUUCUCUUUUGGAACAAGGCACUCAUAAAUAUGUGGGAUGCGGCAGGUUUUCUGUUUUCCAUGUGAGACAAAUAUUCUGCAACACUACCUUUUAGCGUCAUUAUACAACCUCUAGUUCUUUUCAACGCUGUAAAAAUUGUGCUGCAUCAGUAGCUACAUGCAGUCUUUGUUUAUUUCCAAACAAGUUGCAUUAAAAAAUUAAAAAUUAGAUUGACUUGUAUCAGUCAAUUAGGGAAUGUAAUCGACACACCUCUUACGUCACUCUAGCUAGUGUUCAGCCUUCUCUUUUUAGCUACAUACACUUAAGAGCUAUUAUCAAUGUUUGUUUUCAGAACAACGAGCCAGACGGUGACCGUGAUGUCAAAGUUUCUCCUCAGAAUGUAACACUACGUCUUAGACCAGGUACAAUACCUCAUACUGUAGAUAAAGUUGUUACACUAGGGGGUCAAUUGAUUUUUUGGUUCGUUGCUGAAAUAUUUUUGUAUUACGGACAAAAACAGAUUCCACAUCAUGAUACAUUGUUGAAUCCAACAUUGUUCGAAAAUGUUUGGAACGUAGUGGCUCAACACAUGCAACAUUUCAGGUACACUAGGCGGACUCGAGGGUCGUCACCCUUGAUGCAGAUACUUAGAGAACACUCUCAACGAUGUUGAAUUUGAAAGAUAAACGUUAAGAACAUUAUUGUGUACGCCGGAAGGUUGAGGAAAUGUUGGGUAAUGUUGAGUACGAUUUUUGACGGCAGCCAAACUUUUUCCAACUUCGUUUUGGACGAAGUUGCACCAAUAUGCAAUUUGCGGCGGCCGCCGUCUCUAUGGAUGUCAGGAGUGACAGCCGCCUGAAAUGUCUUUGAAUUCUGUGGCGGAAUCGUCUCCUAUUUUAUUCCAAAACAGUAAGAGCUACGAGAAAUUUGAUAUCUUCACAGUCACGGUAAUCUCGUGUAGUUGACAAUUUGAAAUUGUACUUUCACAUGGCAGGAAUUUCCACGGCUAUCACAAUAAAUGUCCACACCCCAAGGAACUUCCCAGUUGAUUUGUAUUACUUGACGGACGUAUCGAGGUCUAUCAAAAAGGAAUCAAUAAAAUCACUUGGACACCUGUUAGGUAAACAACACUCGGCAAAUGUUUGUCUGUUCGUAUCAUGCAUAGCUCUCUUACUCUGGACAUUGUUCAUUUGCACUUCCCUGCACUUCAGUAAGUUUGUUCGUUCUCACUGGCUUCUAGUGAUAUUGUGGUGACACGUCCUUAGCAAGCCAUCCUUUACUCUCUUGUUGAAGAAAUUUCAUCUCCUCUCAAAAAUGAAUUUAAAUGGAUGGGUACUGGCAUUUUGUCUUUACAGCGGAUGAGAUUUCAAAUCUAACUUCAAGGUUUCGUCUUGGACUUGGUGCAUUUGUUGACAAGCCCACAGCUCCAUAUAUGGACACAGAUCCCGUGAUGUAAGUAUCUAAAGGUCAAGUUGUUUAGUGACUCUCUGUACGUAAAGGGUGGAGGAGGGUUAGAGGGGUUUAAAUAACAAACAACAUGGUCAACGUUUGGUCAAUUUGUCUCAACCAUGAUAUUUUAAGUAGAAGUGCAGCAACACUUAUCAGAGCUCUUUAAAAUUGAUAUUCCUGCUGACUCUUUGGGCCUGAAUUUGAAAUGAUGUGUGCUGUAGCUCUCACUAAGGGUAAAACACAAGGAGGUCGGAUAAAAUAAAUAACAAAAGCAUAGUAACCUGAGGAACUGAACGAGCGGAGUCAACUUUAACAAUCAACGGAUGCAAGAAACUACAUUUCCAUCUCUGUAUGUGUCCUUUCAUCCGAUUAUCUGUUUGUAUGUUUUUCUGUUAGCUUUCUAUCUGUCUAUUAUGAUCUUGUGAUGAUAUUGACAAGCGUUCUUGUGUCCUUUUUGUCUUCUUCUCCUUAAAGGGUUGCUGCGCCUGACCCAAAUAAUGGGAAUUCCACUCCAACGUUUGGUUAUCAUAAUGUGUUGCCGCUGAACAAGAAUACAUCUUACUUUCAGGUAUGUCUUAGAACAAGGAAAAUCUACUCAAACUUUCUUUCACUUGUCUGGCAUCUUGGGCCUGACGCUAUCUCGCAAAGUCAUUAUGCAUGCUGAUAAAACAAUUAUUUAUCAGGUACAUUGAACAGUAUACAUGCACAUAUUUACAGGACGCUAUUGAAAAACUGAUGGCUUCCGGAAAUGUUGACAAUCCCGAGGGAGGUUUGGAGGCUCUCGUUCAAGUGGCUGCUUGUGAAAAGGUUGGUCAGUAGAUGAUACACUCAACUUGGCACUUUAACCUUGAACUGCCAGGUCAUAUCAGUUUUAAUGAAGGAGGUAAGUUUCUAGAGAAACUGUGGUACUUCCUUGAUGGAGAGUAUAACAGGGUAAUUUAGUAUUAUCAACUGAGUUGAUAACGUAAAUUGGCCAUUGUAAAGAGUAACUUUAAAAUUUGCCUAUAAUUUAAGUAAAAAAAGAUUUCUACACUUUUAGGAGAUCGGUUGGCAAAGUAAAGAGGAUGCACGAAGGGUAGUGGUGCUGACGACUGAUGCAGCUUAUCACUCUGCUGGAGACGGUCUGGUAAGAGUUAAUGUACUCCAUAUUAUUCGACGUUGGCGUUACGCUACAUUAAGGUACCUCACGUCAUAUUGUAUCACUAAACUUCGUAUCACGUCAUCUUUUUACAGCUUGGCGGAGUCGUUAUUCCUAACGAUGGUCUUUGCCAUUUGGACGGCGAGGAAUACAGUGCUUCAUUGCUCAUGGUAGGUCGUGAAAGUUGGUAGGAAAGUAAGGGCCUCGUUUCACAUGCGAAUUUUUAGAAAAAUUCACGUGUCACAUGCACUUUAAACAGUAUUUUGCGAUUCAUGAAUUUAAAAGGAAAAAUGUCAAAUCUCGCCAUACCUUGCCUUCUGUAAAAAUUCACGAGUCACAUUUCAAUUGUGGCCUUAAUCACGAGUCACGUACAAACUCUUCAUGAUACAUGCUGCCUACUGGCGAGCUUUUCAAAGUAAGUUCUCCGCUUUUAUUGCAGGAUUAUCCAUCUCCAGGACUGGUACGUGAUGUUUUACUUGAGUCGCAAGUAGUUCCAAUUUUCGCUGUCGCAUCCAAGGAAAAACAAGUGUAUGAAGUACGUAUCAAAGAGGUUGACUGAAUUCUUAAAAACAUGCUUAUAAUUUCAAAUUAAGUGUAAAUUAUGGGCUGUAAGUAUUGCAAGGCCGAGAAAAAACGCACUUGUCGCAAUUUGACUUUCGUACUGAGCGGCUAAUGCGAUGUCUUAGUUACAUUUAUAUUUGUCUACUGCACAUGAGGGAAUUCUUUAUUCUACACCUAUUUAUAUACAGAAGUAAGACGCACUCUCUCGUCUCACACUGAAUUAAAUACAUAAAAUAAACUUCCUUGUGUUCAUAAACCAGAACAUGAACAAAAGUCUUAAAACCUUUUUACUCCCAGAGGUGAUUAUAAUGUGACCUCUCCCUGUGAUGCCCAUACAUUAUCCAACAAACUACCGUUGAGAAUACUCACACUUAUCAGGUAGAAGUCCUUAUCUUAAUCUAACAUCAAACUAUCCUAACUAAUUUUCAAGGAAAUGUCUAACUGAAGUUGAAGCGAUAGUUAAAUAUCAGGUCUUGGGAGUCAAAGAGUGAAGAGAAGUGUAGAACAUGUAUCAAAAGUUUUUUUUUCUAUGCAGUGAGAACCUGGCAACUGAACUCUAUCCCACCUUUCCCUUCUCCCAGUUUGACCCAGUCGCCCAAAGAAGUUCUUGGAAGCAAAGUAGAUCCUCAAAUACAAGAUAACGUCACUCGGACUCCUUCCGAAUGAUUGAAUAAUCGCCUCUUGUAUCCCAGUUAUGUGCUGGCCACAGGGUGUUUUAGUGGAUUUAAUGCAACUUCUGCCAAUUUUUUGUUCCUUUUUUUAGCAACUAGCAAACUUUUUAGGUAACGAAACCUACGCCGAGACAGGGGAGCUUUUAGAGGACUCGUCAAACAUUGUGCGUGUGAUUGGCGAAGCGUAUAAGGUCAGUAGUUAUAACCAAAGCUGUUGAAACGCGAUAAGCAACUGAAAGACCUUUGAAGUAAAUUGUUUGGACAGCUUUUCAAUUGCAAAAUUUAGCAGUAAAAAAUUAAAAAAUUAAAAUUAUUAUUGAGGAAAGACUUUUGAGUUGAAUGUUGAUCAGUUUUGCAAAUCUUCUCGGCAUCUUAUUUCUAGUUGUAGGUGCAAAUAUAGACCCUUUUUUUAAAAGAGUUACUCAUCUGUUAUUUCACUCUCAUAUUUCCAGAAAAUCGCCCGCACAGUGACGAUACGAGAUACUAAUUCUGCCAGGCUCACCCUUCGGUACACUGCAGUCUGUCCGUAAGUACCACUUCAUUUCAAAGUGGAAAAUAUUUUGACAGGAAAUAAUGACUCAUCACGACAUCACUUGACUGAAAGUAACUCGCGCGGCUUCCACCAUAGUCUCAAAAUAUAAAAUCGACCAAAAUCAAGCUUCUGGUUUCUUUCAACUGACUUUAUUCUCAAUAAAGCUGACCCCACUUCCUUAAUAUAUUUCAUGCGUCUUUUUAUCUUUUCUUAGCAAGGGUGAAAUUUACGAAGACACGAGAACUUGCACAGGCGUAGAAUUAGGAGAUACGGUAAAUGGACCAUUUUUUAGUCUCACUUUCACUCUUUCACCUGCAUCCUUCAAUUAUCUAAAGAUGUACUGGUCAAACUUGAUUCUUUUCUAAGUCAUUUAGUGAUAGAGUAAGUUAGUUGGUCGGUGAAAUAAUACUAUACAUGAAAAAAUUACGCGCGUCUGAUUGGGUGAAAACGAGUGCAUUUUUCGUUAAACAGUGAAAAGUUGUCACAGUUCAAAUUACAAAUAGCGCGCGCACUGCCAAAAUUUCGUCCGUUUGACUUUCUGUGUUGCGUUUUUUAUAAACAUUAUUAACAAGUAACUACAUGAUUUCUCGUGCAAUUUGGUGCAAUUGAGCAUUGAUAAAUUUUACAAAGAAUACAAAUUGAAAUCGCCCCACGGGCUCGUACAAUUUUGUUGUCUUUGAAAAAUUUACUCUUGCUUAUUAAUAACAAACUGCACUCGAAAUCAUGUUAUCAUCCAUACCAAUAGGUGGCUCAGUGAGGCAAUGAGUUACAUCAGUGUCAGUCAGUCAGUCAGUCAGUUAGUCAGUCGGAUAGAUAGGUAGACAGAUUACAAAUGCGUAUCAUCAUAUUACGGUUCAUUUAUAAUCCAAUUAACGGAAAUUUUCAAAUUAAACAACUCGUUAAACAACUUUUAAACGGAAAACAAAAAGUGAAAUAUAAUUAUCAUCUUUUACAGGUAUCUUUCAAGAUAUCAGUCUCGAUGGCCAACUGCACGGACGAUUUGCCUUCAAAGUAAGCGUCUUUGCCUCGUUCAUUCACAAAUUUUUUUUUUUUAUUUUAACAUUUAUUUGUUUAUCUAUAAUUUUUUUCCAACAAAAAACUCUCUAUAUAUAUUUAAAUCGGCCAAGUUUUCUCUUUGCAGCUUUUCCAUCAAAACUCCUUACGGACAAGUUUUUUUGAAGCUAUCUUAUGUGUGCAGUUGUGACUGUGAAGCAGAAGAAAUUCUGGUAAGACUUUAUCAAUUUUAAUCUACCUGAGUCGUGUGAUUUUAGAGACUGGUCAUUAUUUAUCUCCUGUUAUCCAUGUGAAAUCCCACUAAAGAAGUUCCGGUCAUCCCCACCCACCCGACAAUAAAUAUUGAUUGGCCUUUAAUUCAUUUUCCAAGCUUUGACGCCAUCUUUCUGUCAUCUCAUAAACUGGUCGUCAGCAUUGACUGCUAGAUAAAAGUCAAGUUUUAGUCCAAUUAGAAAUAGUCUAGCACUUAAUCCACUCAUUGUGCAAAGAAUAGAAUUUCAGCGUCUAUCGCAAUAGGAGGUAUUGUCUUUCAGACACCAGGUUUUUCGUUUUAGACAUGUAAAUCAGAGUUCUUUAUUUUUUCGCCUCUAUAGAGAGUUAGUAAACGUAAGAGAGGAUCUUUUCUUAAGGUUGAACCCCCCAUUUUAAAGCCAUUAUUUGAAUGAGGCCUUUAUAGGCCUUUAUAUAAGGGUGACGUCUCCCUCUUUGAUGCUCUUUUCUCCUCAGCUCCAUAGUGGCAUAGCGUCGAUAAAAAUCGUCAAUUUUCAGAUCCGCGCAUUGCAAGUAGGUGGUAGAGAUUUGCUUUAAUCGCCAUUUAACACGCUACGAAAACUUUUUCUCAGGAACCCAAUAGCACAAUUUGCAGUCACAGGGGAUCGUUAAAGUGUGGAAUGUGUUCUUGUGAAGAUGGAUGGUGAGUUUAACACAUUUGGCAGAGUUUGUGCCAUAUCUUUGGCAGUGCCGUCUUUGUGAUACCAAGUUCUAAGAUUACAACUUUGAUAUAACAACCACUAGCAUAGCAUUACCCUGAAAUGUACCCACCCUUCCUGAAACCGUAACUCUAAGUGUUCAUCGAAUGAAGCCAUGAGUCGUUUUUCAUUUUGUGAGGUGAAGGUUAUCUUAACGUCUUAUAUCCAGGAAUCACCUAGAUCAAGAAUUUUGAAUGUACGGUGGUACACAAUAUCAUCUCGAUCUAAUUUUCGUAAUUCCUAAUCUAUACUAUUGUUCCUAGGGCAGGUGAAUAUUGUUCGUGCACAGAGGAGGAAGAGCGAAAAAAUUGUCAAAGGUAGCGAUUUUUUGUUUGGCUGGGUAACUCUAGAAUGAUAUCUUUGAUGAUAGAUGUUGUCACAGUAAUGUCAUCCAAGUACAGAUUGAUUUAUUUGUUCCUUUUUCUUCUUUUUUCUGCGCCGUGCAUAUUUCUCGUAUUUCGGUAGAUAGGUCUUUAAUUCUUAGGAGCUCCUUUAAACGAAGGGCAUUGUUACUUUUCUACAGGAGAUUUUUAUGAGUGUAGCUGCUAACAUUACUGAAUCCUAGAGUAAAGCCGUUAAGAUCUUAUGAUUUGUCAAGGUUUGGCGCACAGAGAUUUGAUAAAUGACUCUUUAGCUAUAUUCAGACGCUAAAAUGUAGGACUUUACAUGUGCUAACUCUUCUUUAAUCCAUUUUACCAUUGAUAGCAAUAAUGGCGACGUGUGCAGUGGUCAAGGAUCAUGCAGUUGUGGCAAAUGUUACUGUGAGGACACCAAGGUGAUCUUUUCUGGUAUUUGCAUGGUGACAGUAAGGUUUCAAAAUGAGUCUAGCUCAAAGCUAUAACGAGUUUUGGCAGGGAUAAAAUUGUGGGCACGUGAAACGGUGUGUUAUAUUUUGCAGCGCGUUUGUGGUAGUGACGAACCCGUAUUCGAAGCAAAAAAAAUUACUUUUCCACCAAGAGCUGGAAAGGUUUUCCUUUUACUCGACCGUGAGCAAAUUUUUCUGGCCAGAUAAACGAUAUAACGUUUUGGGAUAAAUGCAUCGUCGUCAUAUAACUUGCAAACGACUCAGGUACCAUACUUUGAUCUAUACUUGUAUAGGAAUAUUUAAUCUAACUAUAAGUAUUAGGCAAUAUACCAUAAUUUUCCUAUUCUCGAGCUCUAAGGGUUUGGAUAUCCACGUUUACUGAUUGAUAUGUAGAACGCAGCUUAAAAGAUUGCAACAUGUUUGUAAAACAAACAACGCGCGAAAAAGAAAGAGCAAGGAAAAGUCAGACGGCAUUUCCACUUUGAGAAUUUUGUCAUCUGACUUCAAAAGCCAUACUCAGUUGGAGUCCCACAAUUUCCAUAUCAUGUCUUACCUUACAUCCCCGUUCAAGCAGAAUAAUCAGUGACUAAAUUAGUUUCUCCCCUUGAUAUUCAGGAUCCCAAAGGAUUAAUCUAUGGUGAAACCUGCGAGUGCAACAAUUUGAAUUGUCCAAAGGAUCCUGAAAAUGAGGAGAUAUGUGGGGGAUCGGGUGGGUGACGCCCGAGUUGUUGUGAAGCUAUAAUUUUUUUAUUUUUUUAAAUUGUUGAUGGAAUAGUUGCACAAACCACCCAUAAUCUAUACAUUUAUUAUGUCUGAAUUUUGAAAAGUAAAAACUUCAUUCAAAAUAUAGACAUAUUACCAAACAGACAAAUUAAAAAGAGUGAGAUAAAUUUAUCAUCGUAACCAGUAGUCAGUAAAUUAUUAAGACAUUCCAAAUGGAAUGAAGCGAGCCAUUAUAUUUUCCAAGCCUUGAAUUUACGGCUGUUCCGAAACAAGUCAGCAUCCAAGACUGAGAUUAAGAAAAGCAAUCUAUUAAUACUUACGUUAUAUCUUUGCGAGCAGUGCGACCUGAAAUUGACACCCUCCACAGAGGAGAAUUAGGUCGCUGUGUACGAAAGUCCAGUCACCUAUUUGGCUCCCUUCGUUUAGGCACGAAAUUCAGUCACAGAGAAUCGAUGCGUCCUCUUUAAUUCAUUAACUUAUUUAUACUUAGCUCUGCUACCACAGCAUUGAGAACUUUAUGCCAAGGUAGACUCACAUUCAUUUAUAUAUAUUUAUGUUUUUACGGAAAUCGCCAUAUAAUUCCACGUUAUAAUAAUUACUAAAUACUCCAAAAGGUAAGAGAAUUUAAGGAUUUAUCCUUUUACCUCUAUAUUUGAAUUCAGCGCCCUACUCCGGUCCCUAAACUUAUCCUUUGUCUUUAUAUUUGAUCGAAGCUGAGACUGGGAAAUAAAUCAAGGAUUUGCUAAAAUUAUAGUAUUUGUCGAUAUAUUAUGAUAUUUGCCAACAGAGCGAGGAGAUUGUGAUUGCGGCCAAUGUAAGUGUAAAGAAAACUGGAGUGGACCUUCUUGUAGCUGCAGCAAGGACUUGGACGGUUGUACCAAGAAUGGGGUAAGGCUAGCAGGCUAGCAGGUGAUAAUCAAAUAACUCUCGAAAGCAUAUGUGACGUCCUAUCCUUUUGCUUUUGCGUUCAUCGUGAUUAAUAAAAAAAGUGUUCGUCUCUUUACAAAGUAACCAGGAGUAUUAACGCCACUCUUCUCGGAUGGAAGUGUAUGUAACUAGUUUCUCGCCGGUCGACCCUUGAGCAGUUUCCGUACCCAUCAGCACAUUUUCCAUUUAUACGCCUCCUCGAAGAGAAGCUCUGCCCAAGGAAAGAGGCGAUGACCUUAGUCGGGGCUUCAACCCUAGCGAUCCUCUCGGGGGCCGGGCAACUUGUGAGCGUAUCUUUCUCCAAUUUGUUGCCUAUAAAAACGCAUACGUAUUUCCUCAGGUCCUUUGUGGCGGUCGAGGGACCUGCAAAUGUGGAACCUGCGUAUGUAAUGCUUCUUUGCCCUACAGGGGACCUUUCUGUGAUGAGUGUCUUGUGAGUAUAUCGCCGGUUGUAAGUAGUGUGUUGCAAGUUUAGUUAAGGGCCCCGACGGGAGUGACUAGCUGAAAUUUUUAAUCGAUAAAAUUGUUGCAAUGUUUUCUAAAUGCUAUGCCUUGAAACCACAAACAGGCAAUAUCCUUUUUCCGAAUUUGUUCCACCAUGAUCAUUUUACACUCCCGGUGAGAACAUUUGGCUUAGAUUAGCAAAGCUGGACAUUCCUCUUCCCCCAAGGCGACACCUUUGAUCAUCGUCAGUAAGUGAAGUAAUUCACAGCCGAGAGAUUUUAACAUACAGAGCGGAUUGAAAAGUUGAAGGAAAAGAAUACAAUCGACCCAAAGUGGUGGGGAAAGCAAAGAAAGAAAUUCAAAUGUCUGGAAUGCUAAACUGCGUUAAAUACCCAUUAAUUUCUCUAACUCUAACGCUUCAUUUGCGUUUUUUGGCUAUGGUUUAUGUGUUUAAAUUUCAGAUGAAUAAAGAGGGUAAGUUUUUAGAGAAGCUGUAGUGCUGCGUUGGUGGGAGAGCAUUAAAGGGUAAUUAGGUGUUAUAAAAUGAGUUGAUAACGUAAAUUGGCCACCGUAAAGAGAUUCAAAGCUGAAGUUUCGAGCGUUAGCCCCUCGUCAGAGCUAGACGAAGAGACGAAGGCUAACGCUCGAAACGCUAGCUUUGGAACAUUUUACGGUGGCCAAUUUACGUUAUUUACUCAGUUGAUAAUACUAAAUUACCCUUUAAAUUUCAGAGUUGUAUAGGAAACUGUGAAGCUAAUAGACCAUGCGUGCAAUGUCGAAUGUUCGGUACAGGGGAACUAGUGGGAGAGGAUUGCAAAACUAAAUGUAAAGACUUUAGAAUCACCGCAGUAGACGAGUUAACAUCUGGUAUGUAAUUUUUGCCUCAUCCUGUAAUUCUAGUUUAAGGAUUGUGCAUGGAGAUUUGAGCCCCUUUAUCUUUUGCAGCACUCCUUUCAGUCGUGUUUAAUGUUUUUUUCUUGUUGUUAUUGUUGUUGUUGUUAUUUUUUUUUGUAUUAAAAGAGACUGGCUUGAUUGUGGAUACGAACAUCCCAGUCUUCAUUUUCCAGCUUAGUCUUCAUACUUUUUUCUUUCCAUUUGGUGUUGAAUGAAUAAUCUAGGAGGGAGCUCCAGGUUACACGGUUGCCGUAAGAAUUUCUAAAUAUAUUCAUUUCACCCUUUAAACCCAAGAGUGACCAGCGUCAAAUUUCUCCCUACAAUAUCAGCCCUGAAUCACAUGUUAAGGUCAUGAGAAUAAAGGAAAUGAUCACCAACGAAAGAAGCUUUUGAUUGGUAAACAAAUUCUCCUUGUCAGCACCUUUAGAAAUGUAUAAAGAACAGUAUGGAGAAUAUACAUACUGACGUUAGAGUGUAAAGGGUUAAGACUUGUGAGUGGUAGGUGUUCAGCAAGACUUGCAGUAAUAUCGAACGUAAUGUGAAUACACAUAUGUGUGAAGUGUUCCGCCCUUCCCCCCAAUACAGCUGAGCUAAAGAAUAUUAAUACCGUACACUGGGACUGAGCUGAUUAAAGGAAAUCUUUGCGUGACACUUGCCAACGCGACAUUGAGCAUAUAAAAAAAAUCAAUCCAUUUUCAUGAUAUCAUAGUUCCAUUUUUAACCAAUUGUUGGUUGUUUCUUCUUAUAUAACUGCAAUUGCAAUUUGUGAAUUCUGCCUCUCACUACCACUACGAUUUGAAUCUGAUAUUUCCUCCAGACAUGGGCAAAAAGUGUCGAUUCCGAGACGAAGAUGACUGUUAUUUUGGGUUUGCCUACACGGUAAGAGCAGAUGGACAGUUAGAGAUUUAUACACAGAGGAAUAAAGGUUGGUUCCUUUUCCUGAAUUCUAGAUUAUCUAAAGAUAUUUUUAAGAAUCCACGUGAUGUCAAAUAACGACGUAACAUUGCGCUUUUUUCGAAUCCUGUAGACUUUUUCUCUUGUUUUGAAUAAGGAUUACUGACACAGCGUGGUAGGAAAAGUAGAAACCGGAGUUCCACUUAGCCCGUAGCCGGAUAGAGUGAACCUUUGGUUUAGACGCAACUACCGUAUUUAUUCGAAUAAGCGCUGUGGCUCAUGUCCGUGGGCGGCACUUAUUUAAAAAUCGGACUCGACAAAGAAAAGUUUACUUUUAACUGAAGAUGUAUUUUCUAUGUGUAUUAGAAUUUUUUGCAUUGAACAAACAGUAGUUCUCUUCCGGCACUUUUCAAUUGCUUUACCAGCGGUGUCUUUACUUCAUUUAACUUCGAUCUCGCAAACCCCCUCUCAGACUAAAGUCUACAAGUUCCAGAGUGGGCGAGUACGCUUCUUUUACGCCUCAAUCUUUUCUUUCGAAAGAAAUUGCAACUAGUUCCCAAAGAUAUCGCACUGCGUAUGAAGCAUUUCCCUUCCAGUGCUACGUGGUUGUUCCUCAGUACUUUGAAACAGUUCAUGUCAUCUUAGUUCGAACCGUCCACAAGGACGUUCAAAGUACAGUUUGUGGAAGAAUUCUUGGAAGAAGCUAAUAAACUGCUUAUGUCCUAGAUGCCGCGCUUAUUCGUGGCAGCACUUAAUCUGAAGUAAAUAAGGUUUCUCGUCCAAUUGAACAGUAACUUGUAAAUUCAUCGUUCGAUGAUGAUUUCCGAAGUCUGCAUCGUCACAUUAAAAAUGCCAUAUUACGUGACUUUUAACGGUACUCUUUUCCAUUGAUGUUCUCACGUUGUUAAUCUUGUCCUCAUAGCUUCCGACGUUAGAAACCUAGUCUCCAAGCCUCGCUCCAAUAAAUUCUCGUCGCAAGGCCUCUUCUACCUCAGUCUAAGUGUACCCCUGGGUAAUUAAGUAUUAUCGACGAGUUGAUAACGUGAAUUGGUUAUCGUAGAGAGUUUAAAAGCUGUGGCCAAUUUACGUAAUCAACUCAUUGAUAAUACUUAACUUAGAAACUUAUUCCCUUUACUCUGUGUGCCCCUGAUUGACUCCGUAGAAACGACCUGGGCCGGGUUGUUCAAAGAACGAUUAAGCUAACCAAGGGUUAUCCAAAAAUUUUAGAUUUAGUUUUGGAACUUUGCAGACAGUUUCUAAUUAUUUAUUUAUAUUUUUACUUCAGUUUUGUCUCUGGCUAAGGUGAACCCCUCAAAAUGUUAUCCCCAAUGUACGCUUCUAAACCUGGAUUGUCGCCAACCGCCUUUUAAACAACUGGGCCCAACUGUACGAUAAUUUUUUUUCUUUUAGACUGUCCAUCAGAGAUGAAGGCCCUGUUGGUGAUUCUAGGCGUGAUAGGAGCCGUUCUCGCUGUUGCCUUAGCUCUCUUGCUGAUAUGGAGAGUGUUAGCAACGGUACAGGUGAGAAUAUCGGUCACUUGUGCUCUCAUUACAAUUUCAUCGGGCAGCACUCGGCGUGAAACGACUAUUUGCUGUCAACAGCUGAUCUCCUUUGGUUAUUUCUCAGACGUUUGGUAAUCACCUCGUCCCUUGCUCGACAAAAAUUGCUAUUGCUCGUCAACUAAUCACUCAGUUCGAAAUGACGCGUUAAUCGUCGGACGAAAUACAUCAGUAGCAAUUAGUCCGCUGAUUAAUCUGUGAAUCUGUAAUCCACAAGUCUUAAAUAAUUCCUGAAACUACAAGCACUUGUCUUAAUGAAGCACAGCCAGGGUACAGAAAAGAGGAAUUGUCUUCCCUCAGAUAUCUAGCUCAAUAAUUCAUGUUGAACGAGUUAAAUAUUCUUCAUCGCUUGGGACGAACCGCAAUAUACUAACUGAGUUGGUUAUGUGACUUGGCGACCGUAAAGAGACUACAAAGCUGACGUUUCGAGCGUUAGCCCGUGGUCAGUGUAAAUCCGUUAGGCUUUAGAAUCUCUUAAGGUGGCCAAUUCACACUAUCGUAAGAAAGAUCGUAAGACCAAAUUAUUUUGUAAUCCCCGGCCCACUACGACGCAGCGCCCCAGUUUACUUCCUUAAUUUAUGGAUAAAGUGCUUUGCAAUGUUUGAGACCGGGAAAAUUAAAAAACCAAAAAUUAAAGCGAUGAAACCCUUCGAUUUGGCUCAUUAUUGCCUUAUUAGGGAUUGAUACAAUAACCUCACCUUUUCUCUUCAUUAUUUAAAUUUGCAAGUUGUCUUUCUAUCUUUAGGACCGGCGAGCAUUUGCCAAAUUUGAAAAGGAACAACAGAAGGCAAAAUGUGUCAUGGUAUGUCUUUUUAAUAACAUUUGUUGCUGUUUUCAAAAAUGAAGGUGGAAACAUUGUAGUGUUCCAUUUGUUCUUUCGCAGGCUAUAACGCAUUCAGUCAAUAAGUUAGUCAGUGAUUCAAUCAGUGAGUGAGUGAGUCUAUCUUUGAUUCAAUCAGCCACUCAGUCAGCCAGUAAGUCAGCCAGCAGGUUGGUCAGUUAAUCAGUCAGUCAUUCCUCAAUCGGUCGCUCGUCGAGUCAGUCACUCCUUAAGUCAGUUAGUCAGUCAGUCAGUCAGUCAGUCAACCAACCAGUCAGUCAGUCAGUUAGCCAAUUAGUCUGUCAGCCAGUCGGUCACUCAGUCAGUUAUUCAACUAGUCAAUUAGCUAGUCAGCCAGUCAGUCAGUCAGUCAGUCAGUCAACCAGCCAGUCAGUCAACCAGCCAGUCAGUCAACCAGCCAGUCAAUCAGUCAGUCAUUCAGUCAAUUAGUCAAUCAGUCAAUCAGCUAGUCAUUUAGUCAGUAAACCAGCCAGUCGGUUAUUCACUCAGUCAUUCAGUUUUUCGGAAGUAAGUCAAUCAGUAACCAGACCGUGCGUCAGCUUCUCAGCUAGUCAUUCGGACAAUCAAUCAGUCAAUUUCUCAAUCGCUCAGUCAAUCAGCCAAUUAGUUAGACGGUGAAUCGUUUAGUCUGUCAACCAGUUUAUUAGACAGUCAACGAGUGCGCAAGUUUUCCAGUCAGUCAGUCAUCAGGAAGUUGGUUGCUUAGUCAGUGAGUCAUUCAGUUUGCUAAUUGAUCUUUCAAUCAGUAAGUCAGGCAAUAAGUGAGUCACUCAAUGAGAGAGUCAGUCAAAAAUUUAGUUAAACAGUCAGCCAAUCAAUGUAUCAAACACUGAGUUAGUCAAUCCGUCAGUCAGUUACUGAGUCAGUCAGUCAGUUUGUUUAUUAGAGAAUCAGGCAGUCAAUCUAUUAGUCAGUCAACGAGUCAAGUAAUCAGUCUUUUAGUCAAUCAUAUUAGCACUUUAGUCAUGUGAAAUAAUGCUAUGGCAUUCCCUAUCCUUUUGUCUAAAAAAACAGGCCGAAAAUCCGAUCUUUAAGCCAACAACCACGACCUUUAUGAAUCCUAUGUAUGGAGUGAAAACAUGAAGUUGGAAAUGGCACUGACAAAGACUCCAAUGGGAGUUUCUUGGGGAGGCGCUUCUCACGAGACCUCAGUGUAGCUGGCGGACAGGUUGGACACAGGAUUGGUCAGAACGGUUGUGACUAAAAAAAAUUCCAAUUGUAAAAUCACACUGAAGAUUUGAAACCGUCAUCUAUUUGCUCUUCAAAUCAAAAAUUUUAGACUCAGUUCCGGUCAAUUCAGUAACAGUAAUGUAACUCUCUCUAUGAUAACUCUGUCAGGAGACACUUUUAUCAUCGCUCUGACGAAGGACUAACGCUCGAAACGUCAGCCUUUUAACUCUUUAGGGUGGCCAAUUAACGUUUUCAACUCAGUUGAUAACAAUAAAUUACACUUUUCUUAUUUGUUUCGUCUGCGAGUUAAACACUGUUUGAAGAACUUUCGCAAGAGGACAAGAACUCGAGCGAAAAGGUGCAUGUGGCCAUGACGAAGAAUGAAUAAGCGAGUGACGCACUCCAGAAUACAGAUUGAUUUGGAGUGCGUUUUUCUUGGAGGAACUCCGUAUUUUUGUAUCAAUUAAUAUACGAAACAAGAAAUAGAAAUAGUUAAAGGAUCCGAUGAGUUUUUCGCUCUUUGUAAUGAUUUUUUCAAGUAAAAAUCGGAGGUCAGAUGAUGGACAAUGUUGAGGACGCUCGGAUAUUCAGGGUAAUUCUUAAUCGAACUAAAUGAAUAUGACUGUCGGCAUACUGGUUUGCCAAUAUCCUACCCCCGCCUAAAGUUUAACAAAGCGAGUCACGAAAAGGAAAGAAACAAAUGCUAGGAGCCAUAACAGUCGUUCUAACCUACGUACGUUUGUGCGAUAAAGAUUGGAUGAUUUUCCAAUCAAACUCGAACAAACAAUCCUUA